Clonostachys solani is the source of this 423-nucleotide messenger RNA. Lineage: Eukaryota; Fungi; Ascomycota; Sordariomycetes; Hypocreales; Bionectriaceae. The record is from the annotation of a GenBank genome assembly.
AUGAAAUCCCCUGCAUUCAUUCUCGGCUUUUGGCCGAUUUUCUUCACCUUGUGUUGCGUUUGGGGGGCAGAUGCGGCCCAUCCCAGCACCGUGACAGAUGUUCUAGAUAAUUCCACUCCGAAACUUGAACCCGAAUACCGCCUCCAUGCCGAACAGAUCAACAGGGGUGAAGAUGAUGCUUCUAUCAGCUACGGGUAUCCUGAUCCCUACGGCCCAAUCACCUACGGAUCUAAUACAUGUCAGUAUCAGGCUUCCGUUCUUCCAAUUCGGUGCGAGUGUAGAUUCCACUUCACCCUCGCAAUCGGCUUCCUCGCUGCGUGGGACCGACAAGAGCCUCGAAUUUUCGACCACCGGUCUAGAGACCGGUUCUAUUACAAGCCCGUCAGCUCUUACCACCCCCAUCAGCUCAGAACCUGCCAGUAA